Blepharisma stoltei is the source of this 6097-nucleotide messenger RNA. NCBI's taxonomy places the organism in Eukaryota, Ciliophora, Heterotrichea, Heterotrichida, Blepharismidae. The record is from the annotation of a GenBank genome assembly.
AUGAAAUCAAGUGAGUUAUGGCAGCAUCCAUUUGUCGAUGUUUUUAGGUUUACCAGUGUUAGUGACUGGAAAAAUGUGCAAAAAGAAGGAGAUGUAACUGAAGUAUUAGAUAGAGUCACAGGGAAAAGAGUUUUCAGGCUUUUUGGGUCUAGUUCAGCUGCAAAUAACAUCCAAAUCCCAAAGCCGAAAUCUCAAUUGAAAAGUCUAGGACUAACUGGCCGCUAUAUCUAUGCACAGCUACAAGUCCCUGCAAAUAAGUACUUUUCUAUGCAUUUUGAAUUGGCUUUAAGCAGCUCAAAAAGAAAAUCAGAAGAACCACUUAGGAUAUCAAUAAGCAAUAUUUAUAAAGAAAGCAAAUUGACUUCCUCAGGACUGCAGCUGAGCUGCUCUCCUAGUGAAAAAUGGUUUGUUGCCUGCAUUGACACUAAAGCUAUUUUCAGCCAAUACAUAGGGCCAUGGAUUGUGGGUCAUGUUUUGAAAUCAAUUAAUUUAUGCUCAAAUAUGCUUGUGAGAGGAGUCUUUACUUCUGAUAUUUUAUACAAUUAUAAUACUUUGCCAAGAGAAAUGAUGCUAAAAAUAUCAAGAGAAGAGAGAUGGGAAGAUGUUUAUGAUUGAAUUUCUUUUCCCAAUAUAGAAGAAAGAGGAGAGUUCAAGAAAAAUAAAAGAGAAGAUUGAAAAGGGAAUGGAAAAGAGAAUAAAAAUAAAGCUAAAAGGGAAGAAACGACUAGUGAAGAAGAAAAUAAGCAGGCAAGCAGCAUUAAUAAUGAAAUAAACACAAUUCAGAGAACUUCCACGAGCUCCUUUCGAAACUUCCAAAUUGAUGAAGAUAAGCGAGAGUCAUAUAACAGCACUGCUGCUAAAAGCGAUUUCUCUCUUCAAAAAAGCAAAGGAGUUAGGUUUGGGGAGGUGACAGCUGAAAAUGAAGUCGAAGCUCAAUUACUGCCUGAUCCAAUCAUGAAAUUAGUUCAUAUUAUAGGCUAUUCAGGUGGUAGACCAGGAAAUAUUAAAUGAGCUCGGCCAGAAAGCGAUUUUAGUGCUUAUCCUUUAGAAUUUACGAAAGACUCUUCCAAAUAUUUAAUUUAUCCUUCAGGGUGUGCUCUGGUGCUUAUGAACCCAUUGACUCAAAAGCAGCAAUUUUUGUUUGCCCAUAGUUCUCCAAUUGUAUGCUUAGCGUUAAGUCCUGACGGAGCAUUUAUUGCAUCUGGCCAAGACAGUCCUAAUCCUCUUGUUUUGAUCUGGCAAAUAGCAACUAGAAAGCCUCCAUCUUAUGUGUCUCUAUCUAAACUAACCAGCUUAAAAUCAAUAGAUAUAAGUGCUGAUAGCAAAUAUCUUGUAGUUGCAGGAACCAAUAGCCUAAUUAAAGAUGAAAUUCAAAUUUGGGACAUUUCUCAGCCUAAUAGAGCUGAACUCCUAAUAAAGCAGACCUCAAACUACCAUAUAAAUACCAUAAAAUUCUCCCCAAUCGACACUUUAAAGCUGAUUUCAUGUGGAAAAGAAAAUAUUCGUUCAUGGCGUGCUAAUGGUGACCGCUUAUCAAGUGGGGCUGUCGUUUUAAAUCACCAGUCUAAGGCUUCUGAGUUUUUAGACCUAAGCUUUGAAGCCUUUUCUUCAAGUGCAAAAUCUGAAAUCAUUGAUGAGCAUUUGAAACGAGUUUUUGUUGUCAAUAACCAAGGACUGCUAUUUCAAAUCAACUAUAUAAGCUUAGAACUGGAAGAUGUUCUACAACUUCAUGACUCAGCAAUCUCAUCAAUAGCAGUGAGUGAAGGGUUUUGUGUGACAGGCAGCAGAGAUUGCUAUAUCAGAGUCUGGCCACUUGAUUUUUCUAACUCCUUCCUCCGUGUACGAGCAAAACCAUUGGAAAAAUCCCUAUUUUAUGGGUAAAAAUCCUCCAUGGGCAUACACAAUUUUUUAUGAAAACAAUAUUUUGAUAUAUAAGUGAUAAUUAUUAUAAAGAAAUCUUUAGCUAACUUUGUGUAAUUAAACAGCUUGCAUUUUAAAACAUAAAUUUUGCAAAUUAAAUUAAUUUUCACUUCUCAAAUUUUUACGAAUUGGGAUUUUAUUUCGAAUAAAGCAAUAUUUUACUAUAUUUAUUUAUAAAUUAAACCCCCUCCCGAGCAAGAUAUUUUGCUCACGACUGAAGGGGAGUAAGUUUAUAUUAGAAGCUCAUCAUGAGGACGCAGUUACAGCUGUAGCGAUAAGUUCAGAUGGCCAGCAUGUAGUCUGCGGAACAUCCAACUGUACAAUCGGGAUUCUAGGAAUGACAACAAAUUCUUACAAAACUCUCUUAAGAUCUCAUGCCUCUAAUAUCGUCGCUUUGGAUAUCCAUCCAAAAUUUGGCAGCAUUUUAAGUGUGAGUGAUGACAGAACAAUCAGGGUCUGAAAUAAUAAGAGCUUUGAAGAGCUAUAUGAGUUUACUUCAAUUGAUGAUGCUCCUAUUUCGAUUUCUUUUCAUCCUACUUUAAAUUCCUUUGCAUGCGGAUUUGAAAGUGGGACAAUUAGGAUUUUUGAAGUAGACAGCACUGCAGUUAAAGGCGAAUUUGUAAAUCAUGACGCAAAAAUUGUAAAAGUUUCUCAUUCUAGAGAUGGGAAAUAUAUGCUCAGUGCAAGUGAAGAUGGAAGUGUGUGCUUUUGUGACGUUAAUAAAGGAUAUCAAGUUUUGAAGACAAUCCCAGCUGAAAGUAUAGGAGAUUUUAUUGAUGUGGCUUUUUCUCCUAAUUCAGAACAGUUUGCUGUAUUAGGGAUUAAUCGGUCAAAUAUUUAUUUUUGGGACUGUGCAACCAUUAAAAGGCGGUUUCAGAUAAAUUGCACAUCAAGUGUUUACCAAAUCAUGUACUCUCCUAGUGGAAGGCAAUUCCUUACUGUGACUUAUAAGUCAUCUUAUAAGAUCAAAUAUUAUAAUAUCAAAGACAAUGAGGCUACUCCUGUUAAAGAGCUCGAAAAUAUCCACCCUAAUUCAGAAAUUUCAAGAAUCGCUGCUUCUGAAAAUUCAAAAUAUUUGAUUAGUGGAGGAAGUGAUAAGACUUUGAGAGUGUGAAAUUAUGAAAUGAAGCCAAAUUCUGUAAGUGGGCAAAGCUUUCUUGGCCAUUCAAACAAAAUAACAAAUUUAGCGUGAUCAAGUGACAAAAAAUGAAUUUUCUCUUCAGCAGAAGGAAAUGAUGGGAUCUUUGUAUGGCAAUUUGAUGGGAAUUUGAAUGAAGUGACCCAUCGAGAAAAUAGUCCUGAAAAUGAAAUUUUAAUUAGUGAAAGGUCAAAAGAAGAGCUCUUUAUAGAAAACGAAGAGUUUCAAAGAGCCCCUUCUUAUGAGCCUCAAGCUUCUCCGAAACGUGAGUCUCCGUCCUCACAACUUUCAAAAUACAGAGAUCAUAGAUUAACUCUAUCCCGCGUGAUUGGGCACAACUCUUCAGCCAGGAACAAUUUGCUUUGGGCUUCAGAACAGGGAUGGUAUGCUUACACAUCAGGCCAAAAAAUUAUCCAAACUCUGCUGAGAGAAAAUAACUCUCAAAGGUUUUUUGAAUCACCUAUCCCUAACCUAACAGUAUUAGCCAUUUCCCCUGAUUCAUCGCUAAUUGCCGCAGCAUCUGAGCAUUCUUUAAGCUCACCCAUUUGUAUAUGGGACAUAUCCGAUCAAAUGCUCUUAAAAUCUCUUUCAUUUCACGAGAAAGGUAUCUCCAGCCUUUCAUUUUCCUGCGAUAGCAAAUAUUUGAUGUCGCUCGGUGUCCAAGAAGAGCCAAUAAUUGUGAUGUGAGAAGUAGACUCAGGCCGCGUAGUUUCGACAGCUUUACUAGAAUCUUAUGCGUCCACUGCAAAAUGGAAGUCCGACUCAUAUGAGUUUGUGACUGCUGGGCAAGAAGUGAUUCAUUGGUGCUUAAAUUCUCACUUUGAUUUGCAGUUUAGGAAAUUAAGUACAGUGGAAUCAUUUUACACUUCUUUAGAUAUCAAAGGAGACUUAGUCUCAGUAGGAACUGCAGAUGGCAAGUUAAUUAUAUGAGAUUUGGUGACCUGCAGCCAAGUUGCUGCUCACUUUUUAUUUGGAAAUGAAAUUAGCUCAGUUGCAGUUGGCUUUGAAAGAACCACAAUAGGAGGAAAUUCUAACCACCUUAUGAGCUGGGAGCAAAGCUCAAAUUCAUUUAUGGGGAAAGCUGAAGUUAUUCUUAUGGAUGGGUAUACCAAAUAUUUAAGCUUUGAGCCAACUGGCAACGAAGGAAUUGCUUCAACUGCCUCUGGGACUAUUUGGUAUAUUAACUGGAAAGAUAAAGAAUCAGCUAGAAUUGCAAGCAGCCAUCUUUAUGACAGCCAGAUUAGAGCAAUCGCAGCUGAUUCAAUGAUAAUUUCUUCAGCUUCAGAUGGCACAAUCAGGCUUUGGGAGACUGAAUCGUUUUCUCAAAUAAUGCAAUACGAUAUCAAGUUAGACUGCUUAUCGCUUGUUUUUAGCUCGAAUGGUGGAAUGUUUGCAGCUGGCUUUGCUGAUGGCUCACUUCAAUUUUUUAGCAUAAGCUUACUAAAAAGCUUACUAACCCUUUUAAAUUUUAAAAAUAAAUCCUGUUUCAAUUUAAAUGGGAUUAAAUUUUUUUUUUUUAAAAAAUUAUUUUUGAUAUUUUCUCUAUAAAUAAUUUUUAAAAUCUUAAAAAUAUAAAAUGAGCAAAAUAACUUGAAUUUUAAUUUAUUUAAUGAAGAAUAAUUAAAAGAAUUAAUCGAUUCAAUGUGAAAAUUGCUUAAAUAUAAUUAAUUGCAAUUUUUCUUUUAAAUAGGUCAAAAUUAGUUUUAUAAAAAUUAGUAUUUUAUUUUUAAUUUUUAUUUUUAAAAAUUUUUUUAUGUUUUUAAGAAAUAUAAAUUGAGCGCAAUAGCUUGUUUUUUAAUUUAUUUCUAUGAAAUUAUAUAACAAAAUAAAUUGAUCCAGUGUAAAUAUUGUUUAAAUAAUCUACUUUCAUUUUAUCUAUAAAUUAAUUUUAUAAAAAUUAGUUUUUCAUCAUUAAUUUUUUUUAUAAACAAUUUUUAAAAUAUAAAUUGAAUAGUUUUAAUUUUAAUUUAUUUGAAAAUUAAAUAAAAAUUUCAUCGAUUCAGUGUGAAAAAUGUAAAAUAGCAUUCUACUGUUUUUUGUCUAUUAAAUUAGGUCAAUAAAAAUUUGAAUUUUCUACUUUUUAUUUUUAUAAAAAAAAUAUAAAUUGAGCACAAUAGUUUGAAUCUUAAUUUAUUUUUAUGAAGAAUAAAAUAAAAAAAUUAAUCUAUUCAGUGUGAGAACUGUUAAAUAAUAUUCUACUUGUAUUUUGUCUAUUAAAUUAGGUCAAAACUAAUUUUAUAAAAAUUAGUUCUUUCAUCGAUAGAAUUUUCCUAUCGAAAGCAAAUUUUGUUCCAAUUAAAGGGGAUUAAAGUACCCAAAAAAUACAAAUUUUACCGAUAUUUUGUUCCAAUUUAUGUGGGAGAGUUAGGAAAAAGCCAGCCAUUUAAAUGUGGAGUUUCAUCAAUUUGUUGGAAAGAUCAGUUGAAAUUAUUUGUGGGAUCUGAAAAUGGAGCGAUUUUGAUGAUCACUUCAGAAAAUUGGGAAAACUUAAAUUUAAGUUCUGAAGAGGUCGGAACAGCUGGAGGAAAUGCGCUAGCACUUGACUGGCACGAAGGAUAUUUACUAGCUACUUCUGAUUGUGGAAAAAUCACCGUUUGGGAUUUUGAAAAGAUAGUAGAUAUUUACAAUAUUUUUGAAAGCCCACAUGGGUUGGAUAUCGACAAUGCUGAAGAAUCUAUCAAAUCAACAUUCAGACUCUACCAGCAGCUCAGCCAAAUUCAUACUUCAGCUGCAUUUUUGAAUUCAGAAAAUUUAGUAUGUAUAGCAUCAGCCCAACAAUAUCUGUUUUUCAGAAAUUUCAUAGCCCAUCAAACUACACGAAGGUUUGCUCUCAAUCAUUUUCCAAUUUCAUUGGAUGCUAAUUUGUCUUUGGAUUGUUUGAUAAUUGGAUGCUCUGACAAUAAAGUCCUUUUCUACAAUGGAAAAACAGAAACUGUUCAAGAGCUAUCAGGAAGUAGUGGAGAGGUUAGAAAAAUUGGGUUCAUGAGAAACGGAGCUUUUUCAGCUUCAAAAAGUGAGAUCUUAAUUUGGAAAUUUUAA